Messenger RNA from Callorhinchus milii (elephant shark), 2659 nucleotides. It is a transcript of the gene frmd6, whose product is annotated as FERM domain containing 6. The record is from RefSeq and is a predicted model, not a curated record. The transcript has 14 exons. Gene Ontology annotation, biological process: positive regulation of hippo signaling. Gene Ontology annotation, cellular component: cytoskeleton; cytoplasmic side of apical plasma membrane. Bases 214 to 2061 code for a protein of 615 amino acids. Lineage: Eukaryota; Metazoa; Chordata; Chondrichthyes; Chimaeriformes; Callorhinchidae.
CACCCACACACACACACACACAGGGAUUUGUGGCUGAAUGUGAGGUCCAGGGAGUGUAAUGACACAUGCAGAGCCGCCCUGCCUCCUACGAAGCGUGUGAUGAAGAGGAUUUGCCUGCCGCUGUAGUUCACUACAGCUCAGCGCUCUGACUUGUACGUUGUCGGAAGAACCCUGGGGCGCCGAGGAGACACACCUGACAGCCUACUUGGCGUGAUGAGCAAGUUCACCUUUCAAAAUAACAAAGUAAUGCAGGACCGCCGGAGCGUCUGUGUUUUCCUCCCAAACGAUGAAACUCUCAAUAUAAUUGUGAACGUUAAAACUUUAUGCCAAGAGUUAUUCAUUCAGGUCUGUGAUCUUGUAAGGCUGAAAGACUGUCAUCUGUUCGGGCUCAGUGUCAUACAAAACAAUGAACAUGUUUAUAUGGAGCCGAUGCAGAAACUCUGCAAGUAUUGUCCGAAGGAAUGGAAGAAGGAAGUAAGCAAAGGCAUUGACCAGUUUGGUCCUCCAAUGAUUGUCCACUUCAGGGUACAAUACUAUGUGGAGAAUGGAAGAUUAAUAGGUGACCGAACAGCAAGAUACUAUUAUUACUGGCAUUUGAGGAAGCAAGUUCUCCAAUCUCAAUGCAUGCUGCAUGAGGAAGCCUACUUUCUACUUGCAGCCUACGCAUUACAAGCGGACCUUGGCAAUUAUAAGAGGCACAAGCAUUUUGGAAAAUAUUUUGAGCCAGAAUCGUACUUUCCACCUUGGGUUAUAACGAAGCGAGGAAAAGAUUAUAUUUUGAAACACAUUCCGAAUAUGCACAAGGACCAGUACGCACUUACAGCUUCAGAAGCACAUCUUAAAUACAUUAAGGAGGCUGUCCAGCUUGAUGAUGUAGCUGUUCAUUAUUACAGGCUGUACAAGGAUAAAAGGGAAAUCGACGCUUCGCUGAUGCUGGGCUUAACUCUUCGUGGCCUUCAGAUAUUUCAGGUUGUGGGCCAAUCUAAACAAUUGCUGUAUGAUUUUCCCUGGACCAAUGUUGGCAAACUCGUGUUUGUGGGGAAGAAGUUUGAGAUUUUGCCAGAUGGUCUACCCUCAGCUCGAAAACUCAUUUACUACACGGGCUGCCCCCUGCGUUCCCGGCACCUGCUUCAACUGCUCAGCAACAGCCAUCGUCUCUACAUGAACCUUCAGCCAGUCCUGCGACAGGUCAGGAGAUUGGAAGAGAAUGAAGAAAAAAAGCAGUACCGGGAAUCCUAUAUCAGUGACACUCUGGAGAUGGACAUUGAGCAGUUAGAAAAGCGUUCGCGGGCUAGCGGGAGCAGUAUGGGCAGCUCAAAGCACAAACGUCUGUCCAGACACUCUACAGCCAGCCACAGCAGCUCCCACACUUCAGGCAUCGAAGCAGACACCAAACACAGGGACCUCGGACCAGAGGACAGCUUUACUGGAAACGCCAUCCAUAGGAAUCUCAAAUCCUGCAACUCAAUGACCAGCCAUGGCAGCUCGCACACCUCGGGCGUAGAGAGUGGUGGGAAAGACAGAAUAGAGGAUGACUCACAGGAUGAUGAAAUAGAAAUGCUGGUUGAUGACCCCAAGGACCUGGAGCGCGUGAAUGAACUGUCCCCAGAGGUUAGCCCAGACAUGUGCAUUCACAUCACUGAGGAGAUGUUAAUGUCGAGGCAAUUUAACGGACACGCUGGUCUGAUUGUGAGGGAGCUGAGCUCGUCUACUUCUAGUUCUUCUGAAACAGUGGUAAAACUUCAUGGCCAAAGUAUAGAUUCUUUACCACAGACCGUGUGCAGAAAACCAAAGACUUCCACAGACCGGCACAGUCAAAGUUUGGAUGACAUUCGUCUUUACCAGAAGGACUUUCUGGAAAUAGCCAACCUGUGCCAAGACACUGCCCAGAGCUACACCUUUGGCUGUACUCAUGACCUGAUCGAGGAAGGUAACUGUUGUAACCGUUGCUUGGCAGAGCAGUACACUUCUACAAAGGACACCUUCGUAGUCAAACGAACAAGUAAAUAUUCAUCUCUGGACCUUACAGGUGAUGAAUCGGUUCCUGAGUUUGUGGUUUGAACACUGAGCUUCAACUAUGCAUUGAGUUGUUGUACUGUACUGUAGGCCUGGCUGCCUACUUCAUUCACAAUGACCUUCCAAAGCCAUUGCCUACGCUUCAGUGCCAAGCUGAGAAUCUUGACAGCCCAACAAGCAGACAGUUAUAUCCUGCGGUUCUUCCAAGUUUCCGAACAAAGACAAGUGAUAAAAGCAAUGGACACCAAGAAGCCAAAGAGAUAUGUUAAAUAAGAAUCAGAACUGUGAUGAGGAUGUGUAUAUUUUUGAGAGACACAGAAAGAAGGUUUACCUAUCAACUAGCCAGUGAAAAGUCUUUGCACAUUGACUAUUCUGUGGAGCAACAAAUCCAUGAUGUUUGGAGUAUUACAACUCAGUAUUACACAAACCGAGAUGUUUAUUCAAACAAACUUUUUUUUUAAAUCAAAGAAAAUCAUUCAAGUUAUUUAGGAAACCCUUAGGGUUCUUAACAAUUGUGUGUUAGACGUGCAAUUACUAUGUUGUUGAUCAACUUUUUCCAAGAGUUUCAAUAGAGAUGUGGGCCUGGCCUUAGGUACUAUGAACUCUGCAACAUCAUGCUCCUUCAUUUAAAUUUAUGAAUCUU